Lottia gigantea (owl limpet) is the source of this 2166-nucleotide messenger RNA. RefSeq lists its product as hypothetical. The coding region runs from base 160 to 2166 and encodes 668 amino acids. Gene Ontology annotation, cellular component: nucleus. Gene Ontology annotation, biological process: regulation of transcription by RNA polymerase II. NCBI's taxonomy places the organism in Eukaryota, Metazoa, Mollusca, Gastropoda, Lottiidae. Gene Ontology annotation, molecular function: RNA polymerase II cis-regulatory region sequence-specific DNA binding; DNA-binding transcription factor activity, RNA polymerase II-specific. The record is from RefSeq and is a predicted model, not a curated record. The transcript has 13 exons.
CUUCUACGGACAGUCGAAUUCUUACAAAAACAUGAAACUAAAAUAUUGCAGAUUUUCCAAAGGCUUUGCUAAACAGUCAGUUGUUCACGCUUGAUUAUGUUGUCUGUUCGAUGAAACCGUACUUGGUCCAUGAUGGGAAUAAGGUGGUUGGAUUAGAGGAUGACCAAGGAUGAUGAAGAGGCUGUUAAUUCAUCAGAAAUGGUCAUGGUUGGUUUACCAGUGGUUACAUAUGUUACUUCUCCAACCCAAGCUACCCAAGUUUUGACUCCACCUACAGCUUAUGCUGAGAGAACAGACAUGCUAGCAGAAAGCAAUCCCACUGAUUUAACGCAAACUAACUUAGCAGCUCAAGCAGGAGGUGUAUUAACAGCUUUCACCCAAAAUCAAAUCCGUUCAGAUCAUACAACAUUACAAAGUUUACUGGCAACACCAUUAGCAGGCAACCAUCAAGCUUUAUUUAAUCCAUUAGAACAACAGAUACAAAUAAUAACAGUCAACAACCCCUCUGAUUUAUUGGCUGGUGGGUUUACAGAUGCUUCUGGUCGUCUGCUACAAGCUCUGCCCACUGGUCCAGGUAUCAACCCAGAAUAUGCCACCAUUAUUGCUGUUACUGAUCCAGCAGAAUAUCUCCAGAUGAAAGAUGGCGAAGUGGAAGGAGAUGAAGAAAUGGUUGAAGCCAUUAAUACAGUUGAACAUAAUGGUACUGAACUAACAAAUGUAGUAUCUAGUGACUCUGUAGCAUCAUUAUUAAUGCCACCGCCCGCAACUCCAGCACCACAAGUUUUACCACCUGAUUGUCCGGCAUGGGCUGCUAGACUUAAAGACUGUGAGAAAAUUGGUGAUUCUUACCGUGGUUAUGUAGAAAGUGAAGUAGAAUUAGAUUUAUUACUGACCUAUCAUAAACAACAGACUCAAAGUUUCUGGGGUACACGUCAAUCACCUAGUCCUGGUAGUCGUGCUGUUGUUCAAGAAUGUCAGUAUGGUCCAAGAAGAAAGGGUAAUUGUAAAACAAAAGGUGAUUCAUCAGACACGAGAAAGUUUAAACAAACUUGUCCUGCCAGAAUCUAUGUGAAGAAAGUCAAGAAAUUUCCAGAAUAUUAUGUAGAGUUUGAAAGGUUAGAUAAGAAAUCGUUAAAGUAUGCUAUGGAUAGAGCUUUCCAGGAGUUGAAACAGAGGGGCUUUGAUCAAAUAGGUCAAGAAAGGCAUUAUGUACAGUUACCCACAGAAAAAGCUCAUCAAUUUCAUGAUGAAGGUCCAUUAGCUAGUGCCAGUUGUAUUACCAUAAAACCUGAGAGUGGUAUUACUAGUUUUCCUGGUGAAGAAGAAUCCAAUAUGCCAGAAAGUGAAUGUAACAUACAUCCUAAACUAGCCAGUAAAAUACGAGAGUUAGUCUCUACGGGCGAAGUGGGUGUAUACAAUAUUAGAAAACAACUAAGAAAUUUUGUUACCAAAGAUAUGUAUCCUGGAAGUGGAAUACCAGAAAGACAUGAUUGGACAUUAUUCCCUACUGUUAAUAAUAUUAAAAAUCAUAUACAUCAAGCAUUAAAAGAUAUUGAAAAUGGCACCUUGGCACUGACCGCCACAACGGUAAAUGUGGAGAUUAUAACUAAUAGUGAUAAUAAUACAGUAAUAGGUGACACGGUUGGUACUGGAGAACCUAUAAUAUGGCCUCGUGUCAAUGGUACACCUAUACCAGAAACUGUUACAGUCACUUUAACUCAGAAUACAGGGGAAGAGGGUCAUCAUGUGAUAUCUAGAAUAGAAACUCAUCUUAGUGAUGGUACAACACAAGUUAGUAAUACCAUAACACCAGAAACAGCUCAAUUAUUAUCUAGAUUACAUCCUGGUAUGUUUCCUGCUGGUAGUCUAAUACAGACUGAAGCAGGUUUAGUUACUCAACAAAACGGUGACAUAUUAGUAGGAAGUACUAUGGUCAGUGAUACAGAUCAAACUACUAUAGACUCUACUCAAGUUGAUUGUUUAAAUACUGAACCCUUACAAAUAGUAGAUGAUCCUAUGAUGGAUGAUAAUAGUGAUGUUCAUGAUGAGGAAGAUGAUGAUGAUGAUACUAAGGAUCAUUUAACAGAUACAUCCAUGAUGAUUGGUACACUUGCUGCCACAUGUGAGAGUGGUAUGGACCCAUUAGCAACUGCUGCAGAUCUAUAA